GCUCCGUUGCCACCCCGGACCGCGGACCCGCGGAUGAUUCUUUCUGUGCGAUGGCACUGCGUUGACAUCGUUGCCGCAUUCGUGCUCUUCCCAGAUCGGGGAUUUGAAGGUUGCCUCAACGCGCGAGUCCAAGGGCUUGACUUCCGCCUGGUGCGAUGGCGGACUGUAUGCCGACCUCUUCAGGUGCUAAAAGGAAAGCAGUCGACAUUGCAACGAAGAUGGCCAUUGUUAAUGAACUUGCUCAAGGUGCAAAAAACGGCGAUUUGGUCAAGAAGUACGGACUGUCGAAAUCGACCAUUUCGACCAUUGCUAAGGACAAGGAAAAGAUUCUUGGUGCUACCGUGAAUGCCAACCCGACAAGAAAGCGCCUUCGGAAGGCGACCUACGCGGACGUUGAGGACGCACUGCUGAAGUGGUUCGCAGACGCCCGGUCUCGCAACGUUCCGAUCAGUGGACCGCUGAUGCUCUCCAAGGCUAAAGACUUCGCCUUCCUUUUGGACUUUCCCGAUUUCAGCCCAGGCAAUGGAUGGCUCCACCAGUUUAAGGCUCGCCACGGAAUUGUUUUCAAGGCGGUCGUCGGCGAGGCCGCGUCUGUGAACAACGAGGACGUCGAUGCAUGGCUUUUCGACAACCUCCCAACAAUUGCGAGCUAUGCUCCACGGGACGUUUACAAUGCCGACGAGACUGCGUUGUUUUAUCAGAUGUUGCCAUCUAAAACGCAUGCCUUGAAAGGCGACAAGUGCGCGGGAGGUAAGAACAGCAAGUUGCGGAUAACCGUUCUUCUCUGUGCCAAUAUGGACGGCAGUGACCGGCGGCUACCUUUUGUUAUUGGCAAGUCACGUAAGCCGCGAUGCUUUGGAAGCUACGUGCCCGUACGCUACAGGAACAAUACGAAAGCCUGGAUGAGCCGCGACUUAUUCGCCGAGUGGCUUGUCGAGUUUGACCGCGACAUGGCACGAAAAAACAGGAAGGUCCUGCUCGUGCUGGAUAACUGUGCGGCACACCGUGUGCAGCUUUCCUUGAGUGCGGUGACAGUACUCUUCUUGCCUCCCAAUGCAACCUGCAAAAUUCAGCCCCUGGAUAUGGGCAUUAUUCAUGCGUUCAAGGUGUGCUACCGGCGGCGCGUCAUCCAACGCUUGUUGAUCGCAAUUGAUCGGCCAGAUGCCGCCAUGCCGGUUCGCAUCAGCUUGCUUGCCGCCGUGGAGAUGUUGAAGGUGGCGUGGAUGGAACUCACCGCGGAGUGCAUAGCAAAUUGCUUCCGCAAGGCGGGUUUUAUGGGCCCAGGCACCGAGGACGCCAUAGAUCACCCACAGGAAGGCCGGUCGCACGAGGACUUGUGGCAACGCGUCGUUGACACGCAGCUGGCCGGACCUGACGUUGCCUGGGACGAUUUCGUUUCUGCUGAUGACGACGCCGACAUCGCGGAGCCGUGCACUGACGAAGCUAUUGUGCGUGAAGUGCGAGCCCUUCCCGACUGCCCAGAGACCGACGAGGACGAUGACGAGGAUGCUGCUCUACCGCCGGUUGCUGUGAACGCUUCAACCGCGAUCGGUUACAUCGCGUCGCUUAAGGAACUCGUGUGCAGCAGAGGUCUUGGUGAUGAACAUAUUACCGCGCUGGAAAAAUUAGAAACGGCAGUGAUGCGAUCAGCUUUGAAGAAGCAGACUUGCAUCAUGGACUUUUUUCAAAAAUAAAGUUAACUUUCUUCUCGCUUG
Molecule: messenger RNA, 1715 nt
Organism: Ixodes scapularis (black-legged tick)
Lineage: Eukaryota; Metazoa; Arthropoda; Arachnida; Ixodida; Ixodidae
Product: tigger transposable element-derived protein 6-like
Exons: 1
Coding region: 156-1694 (512 amino acids)
Cellular component (GO): nucleus
Molecular function (GO): DNA binding
Source: RefSeq, a predicted model, not a curated record